This is a messenger RNA of Triplophysa dalaica, 5029 nucleotides long. It is a transcript of the gene slc39a10, whose product is annotated as solute carrier family 39 member 10. Gene Ontology annotation, molecular function: zinc ion transmembrane transporter activity. The record is from RefSeq and is a predicted model, not a curated record. The transcript is spliced from 10 exons. Lineage: Eukaryota; Metazoa; Chordata; Actinopteri; Cypriniformes; Nemacheilidae. Gene Ontology annotation, cellular component: membrane. Bases 151 to 2670 code for a protein of 839 amino acids. Gene Ontology annotation, biological process: intracellular zinc ion homeostasis; zinc ion import across plasma membrane; positive regulation of B cell receptor signaling pathway.
ACGAAACGUGUCUAUACGUAAAUAGAUUGGAGAAUGGGUUUUCCGCAGUAGGGUCGGGGUUUUGUGCAGUGCGCAGCGUGAGUGUUUUAGUACCGAGCGGAGAGGAGAUGCACACGGCACUCGAGUGAGAGGUUUCGAAGCGAGGAGACAAUGAGAGUUCACACACAUACCAGGUUUUGCUUUCUCUGCGUGCUGACCCUCCUGUUCCAUCACUGCAGUCACUGUCACGAAGGAGGAUCCCACCAUCACCACGAACACAGCCACGAAGACCACAAACAUGACCACGUCCACAACGACCUGCAGAUUUCUGAGACCUCGUGCGAUGGCUUAUCGGAUUGGUUGUUGCACAACAACCACGGAGAGCCGGCGGAGAACGAGCAACAUUACUACAUCCAUCGAUUGUUUUGUCGGUACGGCAAGAAGGACCGUCUGGAUUUUAAAGGCUUCCAGAGUCUGCUGCUGAGUUUGGGAUUGGGAGAGGUGCGAGUUGUGGGCCUCGAGCAUGAAGAGCUAGGACACGAUCACAUGGCCCAUUUGGAUAUUCUAGAAGUUCAGGAAGGCCGGCAUUCACAUUCGGCCGGGCAUCCGCAUCAUCACGAGAAGCCCCACGUGUCCCAUAAGAACCACGAACCCUCACAUGAUGAAAACGAAGAGCUCGUAUCCGUCGAGGAGCCACCAUGCGCUGACACGGGAAUCACAAGGAGCGAACUUGAAAAACAUGUUCAUGACAAAGACGGUGAUCAUGAGCACGGACACGACACAAUUGAAGAUCAUGAUCAUGACAACGACACUGAUCAUGAACACAUCCACACACAUGAUCCUCAAAUCCACAAUCACACACACUCGCAUACUCAUAGUCAUGGACAUCACAGUGACCAGCUGGAUCAUGACCACGACCAUCAUCAUAAACCUACACAAGAAAACAAUGACCUCAGCGAAGACCACACGCAUGAGGAUCACCACCAUGACCACCAUCAUCACAAGCCCCCUCACCCUCAUCUCCAGCUCACUAUGGCAAAGCCUUCAACGCCAACUGAGCCACCCAACACUCAACUCAGACGAAGCAGACGGCCACCUAAAGCCCGAAACCAACGGGGCCAGAAUAAGACCACCAGCACCGUUACUCAUGCCGUCAGCUCACCGGAGCCCGAGAGCAGCGGAGAUGAGCAUGAACACAACAGUCAGGAACACGGCCCUGAUGAGCUACCCAGAGGAAAGAGAGAGGUACCGGGAGGGAUGAUGGAUCCUUCGGAUAAAUCACAUGGUGUGCAUCACCAACACGAGGAGUGUUUGAAUUUAACACAGUUGUUGGACCAGUACGGACUGAACACAGAGUCUCUCAUCUCUCAGGAGCAGUUCACGUAUUUAUGUCCAGCACUCCUCUAUCAGAUCGACAGACGCUUCUGCAUCCUUCACUACCAUGACGUUAAGACCAACACAAUAGAGGAAGCUUCAUCUUCAGUGUGGAUCUGGAUGUGGGGUUUCGUUUCCAUCACCAUCAUCAGUCUGCUGUCUCUGCUGGGUGUGGUUCUGGUGCCCAUCCUCAAUCAGUCCUGCUUUAAAUUUCUCUUGACCUUCCUGGUGGCGCUGGCUGUGGGAACCCUAAGCGGUGAUGCUUUACUGCAUCUACUGCCUCAUGCUCAGGAGGGCCACAACCACAGUCACGGAGUCCCCACAGAGCAUGAACAUGAGGUGGAUUUUCUGAUAAAGUUCGAUGGUGUUUGGAAAGGACUGACAGCGCUAGCAGGAAUCUACCUCCUCUUCAUCAUUGAACACUGCAUUGGCAUGUUCAAACACUACAGAGACCAAAGGGGAAGUGUCUGCCAGAGGAAGAAGAAAGGAGAACAGGCGAAGAUUGGCAGGAAAUUGUCAGACCACAAACUCAACAGGCGUUCGGAUGCUGAGUGGCUCCAUCUCAAACCUCUAACAGAGGGAGAGGGUUCAACAUGUGAAGCCGGACACAAUGACACACAGAUGACAGAGUUACAGCCUCUAGACUCUCCCAGCAAGAUGUUGCAUGACGUCUCAGAUUCUGAACAGCCCUACAAGGGAGCAGGAAAAACAGAGGAGGACAGGGCACCAAGAGGCAAGACGAAAAAACAUGGACAUGGCCAUGGCCACGGACAUUCACACCACGGACACUGCCAUUCUGACCAGGAGAUGAAGGACGCCGGGAUCGCCAGCAUAGCAUGGAUGGUCAUCAUGGGUGACGGCAUGCAUAACUUCAGUGAUGGACUUGCUAUAGGUGCUGCUUUUAGUGCUAAUAUAACAGGCGGAAUCAGUACAUCAGUCGCGGUCUUCUGUCAUGAACUGCCCCAUGAACUGGGCGACUUUGCGGUUCUAUUAAAAGCUGGGAUGUCGGUGAAGCAAGCCAUUGCGUACAACGUCCUCUCCGCCCUCAUGGCUUACAUAGGCAUGGUUAUCGGUACAGCGGUGGGCCAGUACACGCACAACGUCACCAGCUGGAUCUUCGCAGUCACAGCUGGCAUGUUCCUCUAUGUGGCAUUAGUGGAUAUGUUGCCAGAGAUGCUUCAUGGUGACAGUGAAGAGCACAAGCGCUGUGAGUGGGGUCACUUUGUCCUGCAGAACUUUGGCCUGCUCACGGGGUUUGGCAUCAUGCUGCUGAUCGCCAUCUUUGAAGAACACAUCGUGCUGGACUUUGGUUUCUAGCAGGAGACGUGACUUGAGGGGAGACGUCGUCCAUCAGCUACGUUCACACAUGUGCUUUGCCUUAAAGUGGUUUUGUGAUGGUACAGUCCUCUGAAGACAGCAUCAGCGACUUACAGUGGACAUGCAGAUAAACAUGUUUACAUUUCAUCAACCUGCAUCUCAUCGCUUGAACUCUUCAAGCUGGCUUUUAGCUAUAGCUGCUUGGCCCUUUUCUCUCUUAUUCGUUUGUCAAAUCCAGACAUAUACACUGCAAGAGAAGCACUCCUCAGUAUUUGAGUUGUGCCUUUAGUAUUGUAGUGUGUUUUUUUGGACCGAGUCCUGGAGAGAAGCAGCUAUUCAGUAGUCAUCCAUUCAUUUAAAUGUGUUGAUCAGCGUGACUUGUUUGGCUCUUUCAUUAGUCUGUCUUGUAGCUCACAGUCCAUUCGUUGUGUCGUGCUGUGUAUGUCUAGUGUUUCCACCAUCGCAGUGUCAGGCACAAAACUAUCUGUUUAAAACGGUGCAACAGAGCCCAGCUUUUUGGUUUGUAAUUUAUUGAGACCGGUACCGGUGAGAGUCGUGUGCCAAGACAUAACAAACUUUCUUCUUUACUGGUUUAAACGCUGCUGCCAGUAUUGAUUUGUUCUUUAUUACACUGUAUGUCCUGUUCAUAGUGAUGGGAGAGACCUCUUUCUGAGAAUUUCAUUUGUUUGAUUUUUAUUUGAUUACUGUUGGUUAUAGAUUGUACUAUUUGUUUGGCCACGUUUAAGUAUUUGAAGAAGUGUGCAGCAGCGUGAUGCGGUGCUGCUGAAUGUUCGGACACAUUCAGAAGGUCAACUGAACACGGUAACUAAACAAGUCCAGUAUUAACUCCAAUGAUGAAGCACUGUGAUGUUUAAAUGACGAACAACUAGCUUAACAAAUCGGUACAUCAAGGAAAACAUUUUUUUGUAAGUCUACUUAUUCGUUAAAAAUGAGCAUUUGUAAUUUUGUUGAUCUUCUUUCUGAAUUUAGAAGGACGGUUCACCCAAUAUUAUUACAUAUUCUGUCAUCAUUUACUCAACCUCGAGUUGUUUCAAAUCCGUAUACAUUUCUAUGUUCUGUUACACAUAGAAAGAUAUUUGGAAGGAUGCUUUUAACCAAACAGUGUUAUGGCCACCGUGGACUAUGGUAGUGGGGAAAAUGACAAUGCUAAUCAUAAGUCAGAACUGUUUGAUUUCCUACAUUCUUGAAAAUAUCUUUGUCUUUGUUCAACAGAACAAAGAAAUGUAUACAGAUUUGGAACAAUGGAGCAAAUGAAGACCACAUUUUUAUUUUGGGGUGAACUGUCCCUUUAACUACACAUUUAUUUCAUAUCCAAGUGUUGUCAUAGCCAUUGACAGUUUAAAAAAUAGAAAAAAAAUGCUUUUAUUUGUCAUCCAGGUUACAGUUGAAAUCAUGAUCCCAAAAGUAAAUUUGCCACUGAAGAUUUUUAUUUGGGUUAAACAUACAGGGAUUUUCUAAACUUUUGUUCCUUUUAUUUAAAUGAUAUUACACUUUUGGUAUGACUGGAUGAUUGCAAAAAAACAGAAACGCUAGCAAGCUAUUUCGUGGUACUACAUUUUGUGCAAAAGCAAAUUUUGUAAGAACCAUCCUUAUUCUGUUUUAAAUCUUAAAUUAGCCUUUUAUUUUGACAAUCUAAACAUUCUUAUUGUUGACAAUCUCAUUAUUUAAAACCAGCUCAUCGUUUUUCAUUUAUUGAUGUUAUCUGCACUUGAAAAAUCUGACUAGAAUCAAAUCAUCUCUGAAUUGGUGCCCAUUGAUGGAUUUAGUUUUUGUUAUUGAGUGAUUUCAUCAUGCGCAAAAACAGAAUCACAGCCUGUUUUUGGCACAAACACUGCAUGUACCCGCAGUCGUCUCUACACAUUCCAUUGGCUAUGUUCGCUGCUUGAAUCCUCUGCGGUCAAAAGUUAGUAGGGCAUGUUAUGUGAUUCAUGCUUAACCUGUCACCAUGUGACGACCAUUAUUUGUUAUUAUGAGGUUGUGUUAUUAAUUAAAUAAAUCAAAUUUACCUGAUUGGAUGGAGACAUGCAUGAGACAAGUGAAAAAGCAAACUGUUUUUGUCUUUCAUUUCUGCUAUGAAAAGGAGAGAUGAGAACACAUAGUGUUGAUAACAUUCUCUUCCUUUGAAGUACUUAAUUUUUUUACAACUUGAAUGUAGUUUGGGGGUCAAGUGAACGAAUCUUAUCCCAGUCUUCGGAGAGUAGGUCUAAAUUCUGUUUAAGUGAAAUUGUCUGUAUUGUUAGACUAUAAUGAUGUUAAAAUCUGUGAGAAAGUCUGAAAUGCAAAUGAAAACCUUGGACUGGAUAAAUAAACAGAAAAAUAAAGACACACUUGUUCUCUA